AUGUUGGCCCAGUUCGCCGCUCAGUACCACGAGGAGCUGAUCACGGCCAUAGAGGCAGCUGUGAUCAGCUAUGGGAUCUACACACUUCUGCUUUACCCUCUUUACUUCCAUCCUCUCGCGAGAAUUCCUGGUCCUAAAAUAUGCGCACUGACGAAAUACUGGAUCCUUUUUAUCAGCUGGUCAGAACACCGAAACAGGUACGUCCACCAACUCCACAAGAAGUAUGGACCCAUAGUGAGGAUUGGCCCCGAAGAAAUUGAUAUCUCUGACCCUGAAUAUCUCAAAGAUAUCUAUAUCAAUAAUUUUGAUAAGACCAGUUUCUACACUCAAUUCGCCAAUUUUGGCUCCUUCAAUACUUUCUCCACUGUCGAGAAAAAAACGCACAGAGAUAGCAGGAAGGUGUCUGCCAAGCUUUACUCCAAAUCUAAUGUUGUUUCGGAACCGUUUCAGGCGAAAAUCCGGACCGUGAUGAGCUCUCUCCUCAAAAUGCUCGAACAAAACCAGGACAAACGACUCAACACGUUUCAUUUGUGGUCUGUCAUGGCAAUGGACACCAUCACGAGUUUUUCGUUCGGAAGCAAGGUGUGCAAGUCGCUGCUGGAUGAUUUUUUUGGGGAAGGAGAAGCAGUCAUCAAAGCUUUCAUGAUUCAGUCAUCGUCGUGGUUCUGGACUACUCAGAUGCCACAGCUGUACGACUGGGCGGUCCCUUCGUACGUUCGCAAGGCAUCCAAAAUUGCCUGCGACUGGAUCAACAGCCAGUUCAGCGAGUGCUUGGAGAAAGAUUCCGGAAACACAAACACACUGGUCGGUGUCCUUAUGGGGACGAACGGCGCACGACUGUUUGACGCUCGUCGGGCACGGUCUGAGAUUUUCGACCACGUUGCUGCUGGCCACAACACCACGGGGACAACGCUUAGCUACUUUUUCUACGAACUGGCACGUGACCCUGAGAAGCAGGAAAGACUCAGGGCUGAGCUCGCAGGUCUGAAUGGAGGAAACCUUGCAACCGGCGACCACGGGUCGCUGUUAUACUCCGACAUAGAGCAUCUUCCAUAUUUAUCGGCAUUGACGCAGGAAGUCUUCCGUGUUUACGCAGCCAUCCCUGGCCAGGAGCCCCGUCGAGCUCCUAAAGGGGGCUUCCGCUGGAGAGGCUCCAAAGAAACACCAUCGACAUAUAUCCCUGAAGGAACUAUCGUUGUCAUGCAGCCGUGGUCGUUGCACCGCGACCCAGCUGUCUUUGAGCAACCCGAAGUGUUCAAUCCGGACAGGUGGCUUGUUGACGACGAGCAAAAACUAGCAACAAUGAACAGGCAGAUGAUGCAGUUUGGGUCUGGCUCCCGCAUGUGUCUAGGGUUGCACAUUGCUACCUGCGAAAUCAAGCUAUGUGUCAGCAACGUGGUUAGCAGGUACGAGGUGUCCCUAGUCGAUGGGUACAACUACGAAGCGAACGCACAAAUGAAAGAUAUCUACACGACGAUUCCAAAAUCUGGAGACAUGCCUCUCAAAUUCAGGGCUCUUGCGGUGUAG
Messenger RNA from Ogataea haglerorum, 1527 nucleotides. RefSeq lists its product as uncharacterized. Gene Ontology annotation, molecular function: iron ion binding; oxidoreductase activity, acting on paired donors, with incorporation or reduction of molecular oxygen; heme binding. Lineage: Eukaryota; Fungi; Ascomycota; Pichiomycetes; Pichiales; Pichiaceae. Bases 1 to 1527 code for a protein of 508 amino acids. The transcript has a single exon. The record is from RefSeq and is a predicted model, not a curated record.